Plenodomus lingam JN3 is the source of this 1959-nucleotide messenger RNA. The record is from RefSeq and is a predicted model, not a curated record. Lineage: Eukaryota; Fungi; Ascomycota; Dothideomycetes; Pleosporales; Leptosphaeriaceae.
AUGACAAGGCGCAAAAUCCGCAUCGUCUGUAUUUCAGAUACCCACAACCAGACACCCAAACUCCCUGCUGGCGAUAUUCUGAUUCACGCCGGGGAUCUCACGAACCAGGGCAGUUAUUCAGAAUUGAAGAAGACAGUGUCCUGGCUGGAAAAGGCAGAUUUCGAGCAUAAGAUCGUGGUUGCUGGCAACCACGACACCACCCUCGACCCCCCCUUCUUCCACAGCGCCGCCAACAAAUGGAAAUGGCCCGCCCCACAAGACCCCACCCUCUGCAAAGCCCUCCUCACAUCCUCCCCUUCCCUAACCUACCUCGAGCACGCCUCUACAGUCCUCUCCAUCGCCUCCUCCACCAGCACACAACCUACCCGCCUCAAAGUCUUCGGCAGUCCGUUUUCCCCCGGCCAUCGCGGCUGGGCCUUCCAGUAUGCAGAUGGGGAAGCGGCGCAGAGGCUGUGGAGCGUAAUUGAGCACGACGUGGAUGUCUUAGUCACGCAUACGCCUGCCCUGGGGCUUUGCGAUUGGGCGGGUGGUGGCGAGAUGGCGGGGUGUGCAGAAUUGAGGAGGGCGGUGGAGAGGGUGAGGCCAUGUUUGCAUGCUUGUGGACAUAUUCAUGCUGGAAGGGGGGUGCAACGCGUGAGAUGGAAGGGUGGUGCGGGGACGGAGAUUCGGCGGGAUACAGCGCCUUUGGUGGAGGGAACAGAGGAAGAUAAUGAUGGGAUUGAUGUGGAGAGUAUGGAGGUCUGGGAUGACCCUGGCAAGGGCAAUAAUAAGAAGCUUUCGCGGGUGGAUUUGACGGGCAAAGCUGGGAGGAAGCUGGAUUGGGGGGUGGUCGGACGCAGGGAGACUUGUGUUGUCAAUGCUGCGAUUUUGGGUGCGAGAGAGAUUGGUGGGUCUGUGGUCGUUGCGAAGCCGAUUGUUGUGGACAUUGAGGUUCCUAUUCCCGAACCUUGUCCACUCCAUCUCCAAAUCCUCAUCUUACCCCCCAAUCUCCCCACCCAUCCCUACCAAUACCGUAGGCCCAAAAUCCAUCUCUUCCCCCGUUUCACAGUUCCUACCCAUCCUCACGCCCUGCUGCCCCGCCUCCUCACUCGUCGCAAACCGAUACGUCCUCCUCUCGCAAAGCCCAAACCUCUUGCCUCUGACCAGAUACUCUGCAAACCCCCUAUGCGUAAUCACAACAAUAUUUCCAUACUCGUUCUGCUCCGCCAGCACCUUCAGUCGCGCUCUCACGCCCUCUGCUCGCGUAGUAGCUCCCCCGAUGGAAUGGGUGGGGUAAUCCCAUUCCUCGUGGCAUUGGCCAAAGUCGAAGUGCGGAAAGGAGGUUCGCAGGGCGGACCGCGAGACGCCGCGGUUGCAGAGCGCGUCGUAGGUUUCACGGAGGUCGGGCCAGAUCUGCACGGGGAUGGUGGUGUUGGCCUGGUUGGGGUCUUCGCGGUCUGGGAGGAGUGCGGGGAAUAUGUUGAGGGCGGUUUGCAGGGUGCGUGUCAUGGGGGAGAUGAGAAUGAGGUCUGGGGUGAAGGGGAUGUGGAUGUUUUUUGUGGCGCCAUGCCCGCGUUUGGUGAGGGGCGGGUCAGGGGAAGGAUAGUCGCGUUGGAUAUUGUGGAGGCUUUCGCCGUGGCGGACUAUGUGGAUUUGUGUUGGCAUCCCUGGUACUCUACUCGGCACGUAUUCAGGGGGUUACCGGUAUUCUGUGGUUGUGAGCUUGCGAGUGGCGCAGUCGUUAGAAUAUGGCGCUCUUUGGUGGAGUCCACCCCGGAGGAUCGUUUUCCCACGCCCAUGACUCGAGCAGUUCCCCGCACCCCACAAAUUCAACAUUUGAUUCGAGGGUUUGGCAAUUCCAUCAACUGGGAUGCCAGUGUAAGAGCGCCACACCUACUUACCUAUGUAGGCAGGACAUACGGAGUAUUGUACGCCACUAAUAUCCUACUUGCCACCGUCUCGAUUCGACUACCCAUCUGA